This is a messenger RNA of Coregonus clupeaformis (lake whitefish), 2908 nucleotides long. It is a transcript of the gene uevld, whose product is annotated as UEV and lactate/malate dehyrogenase domains. The record is from RefSeq and is a predicted model, not a curated record. Bases 1034 to 2452 code for a protein of 472 amino acids. Gene Ontology annotation, biological process: protein modification process; carboxylic acid metabolic process; protein transport. NCBI's taxonomy places the organism in Eukaryota, Metazoa, Chordata, Actinopteri, Salmoniformes, Salmonidae. Gene Ontology annotation, molecular function: oxidoreductase activity, acting on the CH-OH group of donors, NAD or NADP as acceptor. The transcript has 12 exons.
GUUUUGAUUCUAAUAGUGUUUGUUUACGUUUACUUUGUUUUCAUACAUUUGGAGUAAAACAAGCUUAUAUUUUGUGUUCUGAGUGGAUAUGACUGUUGAACUAAAGCUCAUGAGGCAUUAAUAUGUUAUAUUCCUCAAGAAUCAAUGGGUACAUAUAAUUAAUUUAUAAAUCAGAAAAUGGAUGUAGCAACUGCAGAUUGCCCCUUUAAUGAUGGAGAGGAAGAGACAUUGCCAGAGACAUUUCAUGAAAGUUUCUUUUUUCUUGUUAAAAAGAUUUGACAUAACUUGUUGGCUGAUGGUUUUCAUUUGCUUGUGUGGUGUGCCUUUGCUGUUUUUUUCCCCCAGUGUUAUAUUAUUUUCAUCUCUAAAACCAUACGAUGCUAAAUUAUUUGUUUAGCAGCCUGACUGCUAAUUUAAAUAGAAAUUCAUUCAAUCAUUCCUGGUCCUUUUAUAGAACAAAAUAGCAUUCAUUUUAUACUGAAGCAAAUUAAAAUCUCUCGGUGGUGGAAAAAUACUAUUGAAAGGAAUAUUGAAUAUUGUAUGAAUGUUUCACCAAUUUGACAAUGUUAUAGGCAAUGUGAGUGUUGUCCAUGACCAUGCAGAUAUAUAACAUUAUUUUCAAACACGAGAUAUUUCUCAUUCUGAUAUGUUGUAGGUGAGCUUCUCUGGAAUUAUCACAUAAUUGAUUACAAAAAAUAUGCUCACUACUAAAAAUAUGCUUCCUCUAAUAAUAGGUUAUCUGAAACGAAGGUAUUCAUCUUUGAUUCUUCACACAAACAGACUGGUUGUAGAUUGAAAUUCCAAUGUUAAACUACGCUUCAGAUUACUGUUCUGAGAAAUUCUAUCUCGAUUGAGGUGCUGAGUUAAGAACUUCCUUUCGGCUUGCCGUACCUUGGAAUGACACGCCCCUUUUUACUUUGCGGAAGUUUGUGUUUUGCUGCCAAGUUAUUUAAAGCGAGUUUGGACUGGUUCUUCAAAUAACAGAACCUGAUUAUUCCUACGCUACACGUGAUUAAUCAACAGAUGGUAAACCAUGGAUCUCAGUCCGGAAGCAAUACAGAAGAUACUGUCAAGGUACAAGUUUCGUGAUGUUGCUAUUGAGGAGCUGAAGAAAGUUCACCAGAUUCAUCCCGCGAUGAAACCAGUAACUGGCACAUACACUUUCAGUGAUGGCACCCAGAAAGAUCUGCUGAAGUUGAUUGGCAACAUACCUGUGAAAUAUGAAGGCCGUUCAUACAACCUGCCCAUCCUGCUGUGGCUGAUGGACUCUUUCCCCUUCACCCCUCCUAUCUGCUUGCUGAGGCCCACCACCAACAUGGUCAUCAGGGAGGGGAAGCACGUGGACGCCAGAGGACGCAUCUACCUCCCCAGCCUCCACAACUGGGACCAUCCCAAGUCGUCUGUAGUAGGUCUCCUGGCUGAGAUGAUCUCCCAGUUUGAGGAGGAGCCUCCGCUGGGCACCAAGUCCACCGGAGACAACAGAGACCCCAAUGAGCUGCUGGCCUUCGUUUCCAACCUGAAGAUCAAUGAAGGUGGAGUACAGCAUCACGAUCAUUCAAUCAACAAAGUCACAGUCAUUGGGGGCGGAGACUUGGGAAUGGCAUCAGUGAUGAGCAUUUUGGCAAAAGGUAAAGUGGAUAGACUAGUCUUCAUUGACGUAGCUGAGAGCUCCACCAAAGGUGGUAGCAUGGAUCUAGAGAUUUUCAACUUGCCAAAGGUGGAGGUAUCUAAAGACCUGUCGGCGUCUGCAGACUCCAGUGUGAUCGUGGUGACAGCGAACGCGUGGAGCAACGAGCAGUCGUACGUGAGCGUGGUCCAGACCAACGUGGACAUGUACCGGGGCAUUAUCCCGGGCCUGGUCCGCCUUAGCCCCAACGCUGUGCUGCUCAUAGCCUCACAGCCAGUGGACAUCAUGACCCAUGUGGCAUGGAGACAGAGCGGCCUGCCACCAUCCAGGGUGAUCGGGGCGGGGUGUAACCUGGACUCUGAACGUCUCUGUCACGUCCUGGACAUCAGUAUCAACACACACAAACAGGCCUGGGUCAUAGGAGAACUCUCAGACAACAAGGUCCCUGUGUUGAGUAAGAUUUUGAUGGCUGGGGCUAACCACCAACAUCCAGAGAUCGCACCCGGAUCCAAAGCUACCAAACCUCUGUUAGACAGGGCGUUUGAGAUGCUGAAGGGCCGUGGCCAACGCUCCUGGUCCGUGGGUCUGUCCAUCGCCGACAUCAGCCACAGUAUCCUGGUGGACCAGAGGAAGAUUCACUCUGUCUCCACACUGGCACAGGGCUGGGGCGGUAUCGGUGCAGAGGUGUUCCUCAGCCUACCCUGUGUCCUGGGGGUGUCGGGUUCGACCCGUCUAGCGGGUGUGUCCCUGGGACAGGAAGAGGACGCCAAACUGAGAGAGAGCGUCACUUCACUCUGUGCCCUCCUCACACAGCUCAGGAUAUGAUGCCCUGCCCCGGGCAGCACACACAGCCAACCAAUCUGACUGACGAGGCCAUCAACACUCAGCAUGGAUGAGCAUUCUUCAGUCCUGGGCCCGCUUUCUCAAAAGCAUCUUAAGGCUAGGUUCAUCUUAGAACAACAGGAUCCUAUGGUUCUAAGGAUGAACUUAGCCUUAAGAUGCUUUUGGUUAACCAGGUCUUGGACCUGGAAGGCGGUAGGGUGGGCAGGUUUUUGCCCCAGCCCUGUACUAAUUCAUCGGAUUCAGCUACUCUACUAACAGUCAAGCUUUUGUUUAGUGGUAUCUGUUGUGUUAGUGCUGGGUUGGAACGAAAGCCUGCACAAACUGGCAUAGAUGACGAGACAGGGUAAAGUUCAAGUGAUGAAAGAAGAGAGAAAUGCUCUGACAAAUUUUACUUAACAUAGUUUUCAAAAAUAAAAUGUAAUAUGGUUGAAUGGUGAA